AUGGCUACCACCACCGUUCUGUUCACGCUUUUCGCUGCAUUGUUAGUUACCUCCGCCCUAGCUCAGUCUCCGGCGUCCUCGCCAGCUCUGUCUCCCAAGAGAACGCCCGUGGUCAAGUCGCCCAAGUCUCCGUCCCCCGCGGUUUCUCCCUCCGCCGAGUCGCCUUUGUCGUCUCCCCCUGCUCCGCUGGUGGGCGGUCCGUCUCCUUCGCCGGUUAGCGUCGACUCUCCGCCGUCGCCUCCCUCCGAGUCACCGGCCGGUGCUCCUUCUGUCACUCCUUCGGCAAUCUCCUCUCCGCCGACCGAAGCACCGACUCCCUCGCAAAACGAUGCCGCUUUGAACAGAUUCACCGUUGCUGGAUCUGCUGCUCUCGUGGGUUUCGCUGCGGCUUUGUUUAUGUAG
Messenger RNA from Sphenostylis stenocarpa, 402 nucleotides. The record is from the annotation of a GenBank genome assembly. Lineage: Eukaryota; Viridiplantae; Streptophyta; Magnoliopsida; Fabales; Fabaceae.